GGAAACGAAUGCUCGCAAUGAUAACUAAUUGUGCAUCUCAACAAAACUAACCAGACAAGAACACCAUCAGAUUUGUUAUGUAGAAAGAAGAGGUUCAGAACAGAUAAAGGCAGAAGCAUCGGAUCUGAAUCUCUGCUUGUAAAAUCACAGGCGCAAUAUGGACUAAUCUGCCUGACUUCAUAAUGAAAGGAACUUGUGGACACAUUUUUAAACAUUACUGCAAAUACAUUUAUCAAAGCUUUGUAGCAUGUAGCAAAGAGCAGAAACACAACUACAUUGGUGUCACAGAACAUAGUCUCCAUUGCACAUUUUGAGCUUAAAUUUUUGAUUUAAGUCUGAGCAAGUGACAAUCAGAUCCAUAGUGCAUAUGUCAUGAUAUUUUAGUGAUUUAUUUCUUAAUCUUAGACACAAAAUGUUUCACAGACAGAAAAAAAUACAUUAAUGACUGUGAAAUACAUUUGAAGACUAAUAUAAGUUGCAGUUGGACAACAUACAGAAAUCACACUAUAAAAGCAUCGCGGUUGAAGUCCUCUAAAAUAAUGCCGCUACUGAAACGAGUUCGACUGUCCCUGUUGUUGAAGCUCACUGUUGUCCUGGGAUCAGUGUGGAUGCUUUCAUUACUCAAUGAACUGAGAACAGACUGGAGUCUUACCUACAACUGGCGGGAGUAUACAGAUGUGGAUGGCGGUCCAGAGAAAGAGUGCAACUGUGCUGCAAUCCUACAGGGAGAGACGGAGGCUCUAAAAAAGGCCAGAUCACUGGUCCUCACGAAAGACUUCCACAAGAGCAUUGACAUUCCUGAUGAGCAUUACAUCAAUGCAACCAAAGACUGCAGGAACUUUAAGUUAAGCAGGAAAUACUUGACAUUCCCAUUAAGCAAAGAAGAGGAGGACUUUCCUCUGGCUUACUCUAUGGUGGUCCAUCACAAGGUGCAGAAUUUUGAGAGACUACUGCGAGCUAUUUAUGCACCUCAAAAUAUUUAUUGUGUCCAUGUGGACAAGAAAUCAGAGACCUCAGUCUUUGCUGCCAUCAUGGCCAUCACCUCCUGUUUUCCAAACGUCUUCAUGGUCACACGGCCUGUCACUGUGGUCUAUGGUGGCUGGACACGAGUCCAGGCUGACCUUAACUGUAUGGCUGAUCUUUAUAAUCUCAGCACAGAAUGGAAAUACUUCAUCAACGUUUGUGGCCAGGAUUUCCCUCUGAAAACCAAUUUCGAGAUAGUACGGAUGUUGCGUUCAUUGAAAGGUCAGAACAUCAUGGAGUCAGAAAAAAUGCCAGCGCGAAAGAAACGGAGGGUGACAUAUGUUCACCAGGUUGUUAAUGGGCAAGUUCAGAGGACAAAAAAACUAAAGGAGCCACCUCCCUUCAACCUGCCCAUUUUGUCAGGAAGUGCCUACAUUGUGGUCUGUCGAGGUUACAUCCGCAGUGUGUUGGAAGAUGAUCGAAUACAGACGCUGAUAGAGUGGGGGAAAGACACCUACAGUCCCGAUGAGUUUCUCUGGGCAACCAUUCAACGAAUGCCUGGUGUUCCUGGUUCAUUGAGGCCCCAUACUAAAUACGAUAUGUCAGAUAUGAAUGCAAUUGCUCGACUGGUGAAGUGGCAGUGGCAUGAGGGUCCAUAUGGUUUCCUGGAUGCAGUGUAUUCAAAAUGUCAUGGUCACCAUGUGAGGGGAGUAUGUGUGUAUGGUGUUGGAGACCUGCAAUGGAUCAUUUCUCAGCCUCACCUCUUUGCCAACAAGUUUGACGCCAACAAAGAUUCCAUUGCCAUCUACUGCUUGGAGAAAUAUCUGAGACAAAAGGCACUGGCUGAGUUACAUUAGGUGGAGGUUUCUGUGGCAGCCCAGAAUCAGUCAGAGAAGGGAGUGGUUGACUCGUGACAAUGCUUAAGUGGGUGGUACAUGCCAAAGUAGCAGGAAUCAAUGUUUCCCAACAGAAAAUUGCAGUGUAACAAGAAAAUCAAUUACUCAAUUCACUCUCUAGUGGACAGACAUCAUAUUUUAUUUGUAUAAAUCUUGUAAUCAUCAACCAUGUACACAACUUUUUAGGGAUAUGCUGAUAGUUAUUAAGUUGGAGAAUACUAGAUAUGCUGUACAUUUCCAAGGUUACACUGACAUGGCAAUCUUUCCUUAGAUGUGUUGAUAUUUUAGGUUCUGAUAGUGUGAUAACCAGUGUGGAUUUUGUCUUUGGUAUAUAUGUAUUUAUGUGUAAUAACAGUUUUGGAACAAGAACAACAAAAAGGAUCAUUGAUAUGUUAGUGCCUGAGAUAAUAGGGUGCAUUGUUCUGGCCUCCUGACACCUUCCUGUUGAUUUUUUUUGUUUGUUACGUAAUUCUUAUAUUCGUCUUUCUUUGCAUAGUUUCUGAUGUAUAUCCUGUGAAUGUCAUGUAUGGGUGGAGGGAGGGGGAUAUUUAUUUGUCCAACUGUAUUUAUACACUUCUUCUUCUUCUUCUUCUUUUCCUUUUGGCUUUUCCCUUCAGGGGUCGCCACAGCGAAUCAAUUGCCUCCAUCUAACCCUGUCUUCUGCAUCCUCUUCUCUCACACCAACUACCUUCAUGUCCUCUUUAACCACAUCCAUAAACCUCCUCUUUGGUCUUCCUCUAGGCCUCCUGCCUGGCAGUGGGAAACUCAGCAUCCUUCUACCAAUAUAUUCACUCUCUCUCCUCUGGACAUGUCUGAACCAUCUCAGUCUGGCCUCUCUGACUUUAUCUCCAAAGCCUCUAACAUGAUGUACUCAUUCCUGGUCUUAUCCAUCCUGGUCACUCCCAAAGAGAACCUCAGCAUCUUCACUUCUGCUACCUCCAGCUCUGCCUCCUGUCUUUUCCCCAGGGACACUGUCUCCAGACCAAACAACAUGGCUGGUCUCACCACAGUUUUGUAAACCUUUCCUUUCAUUUUAGCUGAAACUCUUCUAUCACACAUCACACCUGACACUUUUCUCCAGCCGUUCCAGUCUGCCUGUACACGCUUCUUCACCUCUUUUCCACACUCUCCAUUGCUCUGGACUGUUGACCCUAAGUACUUAAAAUCCUCCACCUUCUUGAUCUCUUCUCCCUGUAACCUCACUCUUCCACUUGGGUCCCUCUCAUUCACACACAGAUACUCCGUCGUGCUGCAGCUAACCUUCAUUCCUCUCCUUUCCAGGGCAAACCUCCAUGCCUCUAGCUUCUUCUCCACCUGUCCCCUGCUCUCACUACAGAUCACAAUGUCAUCUGCAAACAUCAUAGUCCAUGGAGACUCCUGUCUAACCUCGUCUGUCAUCCUGUCCAUCACCAUAGCAAACAAGAAGGGGCUCAGAGCUGAUCCCUGAUGAAUUGUCAAAUUGCAUUGACACAAGUUCAGAAACAAACCUAAUCCAAAGUUAUGAAAGCUAGUUACUCUACAAAAUAUUUGAUUUGUCUGUGACUACAGAUAAUUAGAAUAGAUAUAUUUUAUUUAUGCAUAUUUGCAGUUCAAUGAAACAAACUACAGUCAUGAAAAUCCAAAGAUGUUGCUGUUAGUCUAGCAGUCUGUUUAAUAAUUUCAUCCAUCUACUCAAAAAUGCAAAUGAAAACACAAAUGCUAGUUUGAUUUCUGGCCAUGCAAUUGCAAAAUACAUGGAAAACAAUGUAAUUUGUAAAGGAACAAUUGUUGGGGACAAUCUCCAAGUAAAAUAAAGGUGGUUGGUUGUAACAGUU
This is a messenger RNA of Acanthochromis polyacanthus (spiny chromis), 3673 nucleotides long. Its product is annotated as beta-1,3-galactosyl-O-glycosyl-glycoprotein beta-1,6-N-acetylglucosaminyltransferase-like. The coding region runs from base 540 to 1820 and encodes 426 amino acids. The record is from RefSeq and is a predicted model, not a curated record. Lineage: Eukaryota; Metazoa; Chordata; Actinopteri; Pomacentridae. The transcript is spliced from 6 exons. Gene Ontology annotation, molecular function: beta-1,3-galactosyl-O-glycosyl-glycoprotein beta-1,6-N-acetylglucosaminyltransferase activity. Gene Ontology annotation, cellular component: membrane.